Molecule: messenger RNA, 2158 nt
Organism: Nanorana parkeri
Lineage: Eukaryota; Metazoa; Chordata; Amphibia; Anura; Dicroglossidae
Gene: GJA1
Product: gap junction protein alpha 1
Exons: 2
Coding region: 142-1281 (379 amino acids)
Biological process (GO): cell-cell signaling; heart development
Cellular component (GO): connexin complex
Molecular function (GO): transmembrane transporter activity
Source: RefSeq, a predicted model, not a curated record
CUUUGGGAGAAGGAAGUCUGGAGUCAGCAACAGGCUUUUAAACUUUAAAAAGACACGCUGUCACUUUUUCACGCUGCUUUCCAAGGACUCCCUGGAGUUUGUUUUCAGCACUUUGGACAAGAAAGAUAACGGCUUUUAAGGAUGGGUGACUGGAGUGCCUUAGGAAGACUCCUUGAUAAGGUGCAGGCCUAUUCCACUGCCGGAGGGAAAGUGUGGUUGUCUGUUCUGUUCAUUUUCCGGAUCCUGUUAUUAGGCACUGCAGUAGAGUCUGCUUGGGGUGAUGAACAAUCUGCAUUCCGAUGCAACACUCAACAACCUGGUUGCGAAAAUGUCUGCUAUGACAAAUCAUUUCCAAUCUCUCAUGUACGAUUCUGGGUUCUCCAAAUUAUAUUUGUCUCUACACCUACACUUCUAUAUUUAGCACAUGUGUUUUAUUUGAUGCGCAAAGAGGAGAAACUGAACCGAAAAGAAGAAGAACUCAAAAUUGUCCAGAAUGAUGGAGGGAAUGUGGACAUGCAUCUUAAGCAAAUUGAAAUAAAGAAAUUCAAAUAUGGCUUGGAAGAACAUGGAAAGGUCAAGAUGCGUGGUGGUCUACUUCGUACUUAUGUGAUAACCAUUCUGUUCAAAUCAUUUUUUGAGGUUGGUUUCCUUCUCAUCCAAUGGUACCUCUAUGGGUUCAGUUUAAAUGCUAUCUAUACCUGCAAAAGAGAUCCCUGCCCACAUCAAGUUGACUGUUUCCUUUCCCGUCCCACUGAGAAAACCAUUUUUAUCUGGUUUAUGCUAGUGGUGUCUUUAGUAUCACUUGCUUUAAACAUCAUUGAGUUGUUCUAUGUUGGUUUUAAAAGUGUCAAGGAUGGCAUUAAAGGAAAGAAGGACCCCUAUGCCACCACAAACGAUGCAGUGAAUCCUGCCAAGGAUUGUGGUUCCCCUAAGUAUGCAUAUUUCAAUGGCUGUUCUUCUCCAACCGCGCCUAUGUCACCACCAGGUUACAAGCUUGUUACUGAAGACAGGAACCCUUCUUCCUGUCGUAAUUAUAACAAACAAGCAAGCGAACAAAACUGGGCUAAUUACAGUGCAGAACAAACCAGGAUGGGCCAAGCUGGAAGCACUAUUUCAAACACUCACGCUCAGCCAUUUGACUUUCCAGAUGAACACCAGAAUGUAAAAAAAAUGCCACCAGGACAUGAAAUGCAGCCUCUCAGUACACUUGACCACAGGCCUUCAAGCAGAGCAAGUAGCCAUGCAAGCAGCAGGCCCAGACCUGAUGACCUGGAGAUUUAAAUAAUCCUCAUAAAUUAUCAGAAGGCAAACUUUGUUCAGUGCAGCAGGUACUUUACAGUCUCAAAGCAGAGAUUUCAAAGAGUGAAAGACAUUUUUUAUUGUCAAAUACUUUUUUAUGUCGGAGGUACAUAUUGAUGUCUAUGUAGUAGGUUGCAUUCCUCAUAGUACUAAAAGACUCGAAGAGCAGGAGUAGCAUAUGUACCAGUAGAUCAUGAACAUGUCUUGUACAAGUCAACGUUGUUCAUGUGAUUAGUGGUAUUACAGUCCUGAUUGGUGGCUACUAAAAAACUUAGAAUAAGAAGAGGGAUAUCUUGUGAGCUAGAUAAAUAAUACUCUGACUGUCUGGAACAGUUCUGGCCAUAUUGUGGUUAAAAUGGAGCUUAGCUCUAGUAUGAGGGCUAUUUUUCAUGUAGUGGUGAAUUUCCUAAGGUAUCUAUUGUGAGUGAUUCAUUUAUUUAAAAAAAAAAUUAACCAAAGCAACCAAUUAUUAAUAAAGUUAGUUGGUGCACAAUUACAUCUUCUAGAAACAGCACCAAUAAUUUGACACCGAAAAGUUGACUUACAAAGUAGACAUUGCACACAUUGCCUUGAUUACCACUAUCUGGAAUUGCUAUUUUUGUAUCUUUCAAGGAAUAAGUAGGAUAUUUUGCUUGAAUUUAAUUCUGACAUGUUCUGUCCCUUUUUUCUGCAACAGUCACUUUAGUUUUAGCCAUCACUGUGAACAGGUUACUGAAAGCAGUUGAAAUGCCGAUGUAUAUGUAGCUGUUAUCAUUAUCCCUAUUUCCUUAAAUGUGAACCCACACACUUCAUGCAAUCCAUAAACAUUCCUUUGUGCUUAAAAAACAUACAUUUAAAAGUUGUGUUUCUAAAAUUGGGU